AUGUCGGUGAGAACCGGCAUAUUGCCCGGUUCCUCCUCAUUGGCUUCAACUAUAAUGGGAGGGGAGUUAGAGAAUCAUGUUAGAAUAUUACAAGAUUCAAAUCAGCGAGAUGACUUAAAGCUCAGAUCUCUUCAGGAAAUAUUGUCCGGGUUCGAGGUGUUAUAUCCCUCAGCAUCAUUUCCAGCGUUACUGGAAAGUCUUAUCAAAGUUUUCGUAAAGUUGUUAACAGAAACACAACCUCAGUUUAUUAGCGAAAAUAACACACAUCUUCUCAGAAAGCAAAUAUUAGAAAUUAUUCUGCGAUCCUCUACCCAUGAAGCUAUGAAACCUCACAUCAAAGACAUUACUAGAUGUUUGAUGAAGUUAAUAAUGGUCGACAACGAAGAAAAUGCUAUACUCGCUGUUAAAAUUGUCACUGAUAUCGGCAAAAAUCCCUCAUUCAAAAUGCAUUUCCAUCAAGAGCAAAUUCAAACUGUCACAGGAUUUUGUAAACAGUUGUUGAAAGAUAUGAAGACAUUCAUCUAUAAUGGAAUGUUCGAAACCCGUGAUUUAGGAUUAGGUAGACAAUCUUUGAGCCCAACAGAUGAAACGUUGAUAGAAAUGUGCUUGGUGAAAUGCUAUUUUGUACAACCUGUAACACUAACUGGUGCUUCGAACGGUAGACCCGGUCUGGACAAUAUCAAGUAUAACCUCAUACCAAGAGCCUCACAAUCAAUCAAAUUAAUCCAAGAACUUACAAUGCUAUUUGUUUUUUUCUACCAGCAUUACAAAUCUGCUGUUCUCACCGAAUGUCUUGAGUAUCUCCAAUUAGUUAUUCAAUUUGCGGGUCUACAGAUUCCUCAAGAACAGAAGGAAUCCUCCGCUUAUAAUAAGGGAAUCGCUGAUGAAUUCUGCACCUCCCAAGUUAGAGCUUUAUGCUAUGUUAAUAUUAUGGGAAAACUACCUCAAUUCAUGGAAAUUUUACAAACACACUCUGUUCAUUUGAUCACUGCAUUGUUUUGUCAUCUGGAAAAUUUACCCACCAAUCUCACAGUUAUCAGAAAAGAAGUUCUUAUGACUUUGAAGUUUCUUUUCGGAACAGAGUUACGACUUAAGUUUUUACCAUACCUGACUAGGUUGUUAUGUGAAGAAACAAUGUUGGGCACAGGCUUCACUUCAGCCGACCACUUGAGAAUUUUCAUGUAUCAAAUUUUGGCUGAUUUACUUCAUCACAUUCGUAGUCAUCUAACUUUUCCAAUGCUCGCUCAUAUUGUAUGCGUGUUCAGUAGAACUAUGAAUGACAACUCCAUUUCUCCUCAGGUUCAAAUUAUGUGUGUUAGAUUGUUGAAUAGUGUAAGCGAAACUAUGGGUAAACUAGAACAGCAAGGAGAUGCGACAAGAGAUGUUUUAUUGUCCAUAUUGGAAAGUGUAGUGAUUAAGUUGAAGUUGAUUGCAACAUACCAUCUACCUCAAAUGUUCAAACUGUCAAAUAUGGAGGGCGAAGGAAAAUCCACUGAAAAGAGAGAAUAUAAGUCAAUCACUAAACCUUCAAAGCUCAGCAAAGACGAUAGCCAUUUUGGUCGAAGAGUGUCUCUUGAUACCGUUAUGGAUAUUGAAGAUUCUUCAGAAGUUAUUCCUGAGAUGCCGCUUUCCACCAAGCACGGAAGACAUACAUCUCCUGGACAGAUUCUAACUAAUUUAUGGACCAUCCACACACCACCUCUAUCUGUAACAGAAGCCAGAAAUUUAGUCAAAUAUAUCAUGCAAACAUGCAAGUUUUGUACCGCACAGCUGGUUGGUUCAAGACGGAGUAACGUUUCUAUGAGUAAAAUGAAAGAACGAGAUGUCUUCGAGCGACUCUUCCUUUAUUCUACCCUGUGCAUGGAAGUUUUCAUUUUGCCUCUCUCACAACCUUCUGGUCGAGCGAACAACAAUCAAAAUGCCAGCUCAAGAUCAAAAGAAGAGAAAGAAGCAUUAGAAGCCAUGGCUGCAGUGUUCACCAGCAUUGAUCCAGACAUCUUCCGAGAGUUAUUCGCUAAGUACAUAGAUUUUCUAAUUGAAGGAAUUCAUAGAAAUCCUUCAAUACAGAUGUUGGUCAACACUUUUCUUGUCAGAGCGGAUUGGUCCUGUAAAUUCGGAAGCAUUUUGUUAAAAAAUCUGAUGGAGAAGCUUAAUGCACUUUCAAUGAGUACCGAUAAAACUGGAUUGUACGUGAAAUUAUUCAAAAUAAUCUUUUCUGCCAUCGGAUGUAGCCAACCACAGUCCUCUCCCGACGGAGAACUCAUGCUGAAGCCAUACCUCUCCGACUUGAUCAGAAAAUCAACCGAGUUUGCUUUGCAUGCGAGAGAACCUCUGAAUUUCUUUUUGUUAUUGCGAGCUCUCUUCCGAUCUAUAGGAGGCGGUGCUCAUGAUAUUCUUUAUGUUCAAUUCCUCCCUUUGUUACCAAAUUUAUUGCAGUUUUUAAACAUGCUCCAGUCAUGCCCUCAUAGACAACCAAUGAGAGAACUUUUUUUGGAGCUUUGUCUUACAGUCCCUGUUAGGCUGUCAAGUUUGUUGCCAUAUCUUCCCCUUCUCAUGGAUCCUCUUGUUUGUGCUUUGAGCGGGAGCUCAUCUCUAGUUCAACAAGGGCUCCGAACAUUAGAACUAUGUGUUGAUAAUCUACAACCAGAAUACCUCUUCGAACAUAUGGCUCCAGUUAGAGGAGCUCUUAUGCAAGGGUUGUGGAGAGUGUUGAGUACUUCUACUGACAUGAACUCGGCUUCCAUAGCAUUCCGAAUUUUAGGAAAGUUCGGAGGAGCUAACAGAAGAAUGUUAAGUGAACCUCAGCAGUUGAAACAUGUACUCCCCACAGAGUAUCAGUCUGUUCUCACCAUACAGUUUGAUCGUGCCGAACCAAACAGCCAGCCUUUGCUAGGAGAGCUUUCGUUAUCGGAAAUUUUGGUAGUCGCUGUAGAGCAGAUGAAAACUUGCAUCGUGCCUACUGAAGCAACAACACCAGGAAUGCCUAUAAUGCCUUCACAAUUGGCACCCACACCUAACCCUCCCCAUUCUCAAAUAAUACGCCAACAUUGCAUGGAAAUUGCUCAUGGAGUUCUACUUACUGGUUUGGGACCUAUAGGAUCUGGCGAUGAUUGGAAGAGUAUGUUUGUUGACAAUCUGAAAGAACAAUUCAAGAUGAUGGAAUCUACGUCAGUUGGUGAUGUACCCGUCUAUAAAUGUAUCAGGAGUCCUGAUCGCAAGCUAUUCGUUGACGCACUCAGUGUUCUAUUCAUUGGAGUUGUAGGCAAAGAUCUGCGAAAUCAGUACUUGAAGUUCUUCAAUGCGGUCGUACGGCAACUAACCAUUCAAGGAAUUCUAGAAUACAUAUCUCGAGAUUUAUUAACAGUAGAUCAACUGACAGCUUUCUGUCUUGACGCAUCUGUAUUGGUGGAUGCUUUAGUUGCGGUGCUUUCUGAUUCUAAUAAGGAUUAUUUACACUCUGCGAUCGUUGCAUUAUGUCAUAUUAACGAGACAUGCAAAACUGUACUACCAAAUCCUGAUACGUUCAUACGCAUUCCAAUGGUUCGUUAUUUAUUGGAACAAGUUUGUACUCUGUGCUAUGGACCUUCUUGGUUCUCCCGUUUGGGAGGAGGCAGCGCGCUUAACUAUAUGAUUGAGAAUUAUCCGUUACCUUUCUUGAAAUCUAACUUGCACAAGAUUGUGAAAAGCUUAGUUGAGGUGAUUAUUGGUUUGUUAGAUGAGAUUUCGUCUGGUGCUGUAGACAUGGCUCUCAAUUCUCUUCUAGGCUUGCAUAAAAGAGUUUUUGUGGUUGAUGAUCUCCCGGUCGUUGAAAAGUGUCCCAUCUUUGUUCGCGUUUAUUCAACCCUACUUUUCCAUCCGUGUGAAGCUGCACGGGCAAAAGGAUGGCAACUCAUGAACAAUAUCGUAUCUCUGGUUGAUUGUAGUAUGAAAGAUGUCAUUGAGCGUUGUGCUGAUGAUUACUCAGCAAUUAUUACUAACACAUUCAAAGAUUUCCAAGCCAUGUCAAUGACGAACAAGAUUUCGGCGCUGGACUCUCUGUACUCUCUUUAUAAGGUGUAUCCUGAGAUAACGAAACUAGGAAUUCACAACGAGAUCGCUCCUGAGUUCCUUGGGUUUGUUCUGGAUAUUUGUGGGACGGACAUACCUACACUGAGUGCGAGAGAUAUCUACAAGGCCGCUGAGAGUUGUCCUGCUCAUUUUUUGCCUCCUUACCCAAUAAGCCAGCAAAUGGAAUCUAUGAGAGCUAAUGCUAUGAGAAUCGCUCUUGCUUGUUAUGGUAUUUCGAGAAAGUCCUCAGCUGUAGAGGUGAACAGUCCGCUGUCGGAGACAGAGAGAAAAAUCCUUCGCUUGGGGCUCGAUUAUUUGUUGGACGGAAGUCCAACUUCAAUUGAAUCAGUCCGUCCCGCUUUGAUAGACGUUGCACCUCUACCUCCCUACUUCAUUAAAGAAGAAUGUGCGCAACUGUUCCAACGUUUGAGUUCUGACACAGAGUUCGAGUCUGUUGAUGUUUUGAAGCUGUAUGAGAUCACUCGUCUAAACCCCGAUGCCUUUACUAAAGAGAUUGCUCAGAGCAUUGUUGAUCACAUUUGCCGUUGGGAAGUACAAGCAGUGUUGCCAGAUGAUAUCCCUAUAAGAACACCAGAAGAUCUGGAAGCAAUCCAUAUAGCUUUCAAACUUUUACUCAUGAGCGAAGUAACUGAACCUCAGAUGGUGCAUUCUCUGCUGUCAUUUGCUGUGUUUUUUGAAGCAAAUUAUUCCAUUGAUGGUCCCAUAGCUUGGAUUCCUGUGUUAUGUGAACUUUUAUCUAAAUGGCCAGAACAGUCUGUUAAGUAUUUGAUGAGAGAAGAGUUCUUCUUCAAUUAUGCAAAUGCUUCGUACAUCAAGAAGAUCAUGAAGCAGGACGAGUCUGAAAAACUCAGGGAAUACUUCUGUAACCAUACUGAGUACUUCGAAAAACUUCUGGAUCAUUUCUUCAUGAAUAAAGAUGGAGAAUGGGUGGAGUCAGAAGACAAGACGGAAUUGUCUCUAAUGAUCCGAGAAGAAACGACAUUGUAUGUCUUGGAUACAGUCUCCCGACAAAACUUAGUUUGGUUCACAGGCGCUCAUGGUUUAGUUAAUAAAAUGAGACAGCUCUGGAAUUCCGCUGAGUUCAAGCUUCGGUAUAGCGUUAGACAAGGAAGUGGAGAUAGUGAAGAUCGGAGGCAGAUCAAGGUCCAAAUGACACCAUGCCAGAAAUAUAAAGUUCCAGCGUUGAUGGUCAAUUGUUUCAUACGUUAUCUCAGGAGAAACCGUGAAUACUACGAUCUGUUGUUCGACAUACUGUUUGUGUUUGAUAAUCCUUAUGCAACUGACUUCGGUUUUCUCAAAGAUUUCAUCGAAAAAGAAAUAAUACCGUGCUGUUCUCUAGCUUGGAGACAGGAAAUUUUCAACUUAGUCCUUCAAAAGUUUGAAACUCAAGCAGAUGCUUGGCAGAAGAAUACUACAAUGGCUAGAAUAGUUCAGUAUCUUCUCAUCCCAUGCUUACACUGGGCCUUUGAAAGAUAUAAUGUAGAUGAGGUUUUGGGUCCGGCACCUCCUGCCAAUGAUUCUCUCGACGAAGACCCUAAUAGUAUAGUUUCUCGACUCGCUAGCAUGCUAGAUCGCAACAGAAGCAAUCUUGGUGACAAAAACGUUAUUGUGUUCUACCAGCUUUGUACGCUAUUGGUGGAAUACGCUCCAGAACACAUUCACAACAAUGCUUGCAAAAAACAAGGUAGUCGUCUUCGAGUUUUCAUGCUUUUCGCCUGGCCCUGCCUGACUACUGGAUCCCUAGCCGAUCCCACCCUGAGAUUCACGGGAUUCCUUUUCCUUGCUCACAUCAUAGAUCGCUUUACAAUCAACAGAAAAAUUGUGCUACAGGUUUUCCACACCUUGGCUGCUACUUACCAGAUCGACAACCGAGAGCAAGUUAAAAGAGCCGUAGACGUACUGACUCCAGCCGUUCCUAUCAGAAUGGAUGAUGGACAUCAACAAAUUCUAGCAACAGUGAAGAAAAUAUUGCGAGAGGAAGCUCAUAAUCUUGUUCAAACUCAACAUAUAAUACAAAUGAUCAUCCGUAACUACCGCGUGUACUACCAUAUAAGACACGAUCUUCUUCCAACACUGCUGCAAUCUGUCCAAAGAAGUAUUCAAGCUUCGAGUGGAUUGAUGGAAGGUUUCGCUGCUCGAAGGCUAGGAUUAGACGUUUGUGAAAUGAUCAUCAAAUGGGAUUUGUUACGUAAUAGAAUGCUUGAGAACACUGGUGGAGAAGCGCAAGAUGAGGUUGAGAGUGUAUUGGAAGCCUUGAAGUCAUCAGAAAAGGAUGAGAAGAAAGAGAACUCAGUACCUGAGCGUCACUUUUUGAGCAUUAAUCAAGAGUAUCUGCAAACUGUCAAAGAAAGAGAGGAUAAUAACCUCAAAGCAAUAUCCAAGGAACACGUAGAUACCGUGGUAAACAUGCUGCUCAAGUUUGCAUGUUCAUUCCAGCCAGCUGCAGCAACAAGUCAUCAAAAUUAUGCAUCCAGUGCAGUUGAAAUGGCGAAGAGAAGUUUAGGCUUACUCCGUGCAGCUUUGAAACCCGUAGUUUGGGGAGAAACAGUGACAAUCCGUGUUCAAUGGAUCGAACGCCAAUUGAACAUUCCGCCGGACUUCACUGUUCCUAGACAGGACCAUCAUCCACCUGCUCAAAACAUGCAUCUUCAACAAGCUCAGCAAACUCUCGAAGUUCUUUAUGGCUUAACUUCUGUUAUGCCCAAACAUCUUCUUCUACAAGUAAUCAGACCAAUCCAAAGAGCAAUUAUAUCCUGUUUGAACAGCAACUAUCCACCACUCGUUCGUACUGUGAACUACUUGGUUGCCCGUUUGUUCGAGAAAACGAAAGUUUCUGUAGCUGGCUUAGACGAACUGGAGAUCUUCAAUCAGUAUAUAGCAAAAUACUUGAAUGACCAGUUCAACAACUUUUUCAAGUCUCCGAACUCUUCGUUGCAAAGCCUGUUCACUGCAUUCACAAUGCUGAGAUCAAUCUGUAGUUAUCAAGAGGGAUAUUUGGACUCGGUAUGCCUGCCAACUUUCUUGAAAGUUUUGGAGAGAAGUGUACGUGAACACUGCUCUAUGCAAGGAGUACAAGACUCAUCACGUGAAAAAGGUCACGCAGAAGUUAUUUCUUUGGCAAUGGAGCUAUUGAGGCCAAGAAUUGAUGCAGUCAGUCUGGAAAACAGAAGAAUAAUUUGUCAAAAUGUUUUACUCCCAUUGAUGGAGAAGAGUAAUUAUGAAAAAGUGAUUGAGGGAAUAAUCAAAAUGACCCAAGCACUUAUAAUGACUCAUAAAGACGAAUUGAAAGGCUCUGCUAACCCUGGCUUACCACUUGCCGUCAGACUAUAUGUCCUACUGGGGAAACGCUAUAGAUAUUCUCCUGCUGUUCUGAACAGCUCGUUGAUGAACCUUUUCCUUCAACUGGCAUUGACUAUCUUUGAUAAUAAGUUGUUCUGUUCCUCCGAUUAUGCUACUAAGAUGGAAGAAGCAUUCUACUGGGGUUUGAUGUCACCGGAUGUUGAGAUACGUAACAAGUUCUUGAACGUUUGGGAACGCAAAGUGAAAGAAAAACCCUUUGUUUUCGAUAGACUUCUGUUUUUGAUGGAAGAGCAAAACUGGAGUAAUUUCCGUGAAUACUACUGGCUUAAGCAUGCCCUAUGGAUUCUCUUGCGAACCAUACCUUUGUACACGCCAGAGAGUAUGCACAAGAAAGCUUGCUUCAUGACUACUUCAAACUUUUGGCAAACUCUUCAACGUGUUGGAGGUUUUAAAGAUAUUAUUCCUUCACUCGGGGCUGUUAACCUGGCUGGCUCCAUACCAUCAUCUAGAACUCCAUCUGCGGCUGAUGGUGAAAGUUUGGAAAAUGAAAUGGAAGUGGAUGACAAGAUCGAUACGUUAUUAGUGGAACAGCGUAGUUUGAUAUCAGAGUCUGCUUGCUUUGAUAUGGCAUCUCAAAUGGACAGCAUCACAGGUCUCAUCUUCAGCGUACCAGAUACAAAGUAUGUUGCGAAGAUUUGGACUCAAAUGUUCUGCUCUUUAUGGCUGUCUAUGACACUUGUAGAAAGAAAACGAUGCUCGGAUAACUUGGAAUCAUUCUUGUCAUCUGGAACUCACAAUCAUCAGACCAAUGCUCCUCACUCCGUUCUGCGAGCGUGGUUAGAAGUUGUUAGCAGAUUGUAUCCUGAAUACAAUCUUCCCCCAAGGCUGAUUCAGUUCAUAGCCGGUCAGCACCAUGGUUGGCAUCGUGGAGCACUGAUGCUUGAGAACGCGGUACUGAAUUCUCAAUGCCGUAUGGUUGGCCCAGAUGGUAUGCCAAUGGAGCAAACAGAAGACCAAAAGGUUUCUAUUCAUCUGACUUCGAAGUUGAAUAGCUUCUUCCAGGAAUCUCUGUAUCAUUUGUCGGAGCUUUAUCGUGAUUUGGAUGAAAUGGAUCAAUUCGCUGGAGUCUGGGGAAUGAAAGCAUGUCGGCGAGAAACACACAUUGUUCUAGAGAAAGUGCAAAUGGGAGAGCAUAAAGCAGCUUCUGAACUAAUUGAAAACAUGCUAGUUACCGUUGGAGAAGAGGUUCAACAGAAUCAUGCAACCCCUACUGUUGCUGAAGAGCUUGAACUAUUAUUCGAUGUUUACACUACGUGUUGUCAAGAGUUAAUGGAAUGGGAGAAAUUAAGAGAUUUUGCUAACAGCACAAGCACUCAGUCAGCAAAACAUCUCAUGAUUGCUGCCAUGCAUAUUCCUGAUCUUGGAAUUGUGAAGGAGUGUAGAGACCAGCUGAGUGGGUGUGUUCCACCUAAAUUUGCUCAUACUUAUUCUAUUUACAACGCGAUGCUUAAUGUUAUGACUCCUGACUCUUCUGAACCUGGAACACCUAGUGCCAAGUCGCGUAUGGAACGUGCGCUAGAGGAAGCUACCACAACGCAUAUCAUAUGGUGGAGAUCGUUGCCUUCUAUCGUAACAAAUGCUCAUGUCAAAAUUCUUCAAGCUAUGAGUAUGAUAAGAGAAGUCACAGAUUGUACUGAAUUGAAAACUGCUCUGGACUCAACUGGUAAUGUUUUCAACGGGAACAUUCUGAAUGAAAUGAAGAACGUUAUCAAGAUUUGGAGAAAUCGUACUCCAGGAUUUUCUGAUGACAUGCUCUUCAUCAGUGAUUUGUAUAACUGGCGUUGUCAAGUUCAUUCAAUGCUUGCUAAACGAUUCGAAGAUUGGGAGAGGGGAGGUGUCUCUUUACCUCAUGGCACAACUUCUCAAGCUAUCCUACCUAUCCACUCGGCUGCUCAAGGACAAGUUUUCAUUGCACGAGCUGCUCGCAAUAUGAGACACUUUGAUUUGGCUAUUGAACAACUAACGAGAUUGCAUACUAUGGUGACAGUUCCUCUCAUGGAUGCUCAUUUCAAAGUUUGUGAACACAUCAAAACUUUAAGAGCCCAAGCAGAAGACCCUGAAACCGAUCCAAACGUUCGACUGGACCUUCUGAAGCUGGGACUGCAUCUCAUUGACGAAGUCAAUAUCACUGACUGUCACAAGGAUCAAAUAUGUCGGUUAUACACUAUGAAGGGCUCUCUACUAAGUCUAUUAGAAAUGAAGGAUGAGUCUAAUUUGGCUUUCUCACAAGCCGGUCAGUUAUACGAAGGUCCCAAUUAUACACCGGGAAAUACGGGAAAUGUCUUCAAAGCUUGGGGAAAUCAUAUGGAUCGACUUUUCCACGCAGAAAGAGAUGAUGUUAAUGGCUUAACUAGUGGAACUGGUGCCAUCGCUUGUUUCUUGGAAGCAGCCAGAACUGAAAGUGAGCCGAAGGCUAGGAAAUACAUCGCCAGAUUGUUGUGGACAUCUAAGCUUAUGGCUGCGUGUAGUCCUGCCGCCUUCACUCGUCUUGAGGAACAGAUCAAAAGACAUGAAAGAACAACUGUUGCCUACAACUGGUUGAGCUGGAUCCCUGAAUUACUUUUGGACAUUCAACAAAGAAAAGAGUCUCCGUUCCUCUUGAUUCUGGCGAGGAUCGCUCAACAGUAUCCAAUUCAAGUAUUUUAUUAUCUUCGAUCGGUUGUACCAGCGGAUGUCAUUUUACAUCAUAUCGAUGCCGUUUGUUCGGGACUCAAUCCUGAAGUGAAAGGCAAGAUUGAUUGCGAUGAAGACGUUGUUGUUCUUCUACCAGUUCUCAGAGACGUAAUUCUUGCCAGACCUACUGAUAUUAGAGCUUUCCAUCGUUUCUUGAGUGAACUCGAUGAGUUACGAGAGUUUUGGGCUGAGAAACAUUUCAGAUAUGCCAAUCAAUUGAAAUCAGAGAUUCUAAGAUGCUUAAAUGAGCAGCGACAUGUGCCUCAAAGUGAAACAGUUCUUGAUCAAAAAGCUUUGGAUUUCAUUGCUAUUUGGAAGGAAUGCGUUAAUGCAGAAAUGCAAGGCUGCAUAUCUGAAGAGUUGCUGGAGUUCGUUCCUAAUGAACAUAGAGCUCAGAGCAAAGAAGCAUGCUUUGUUCGUGAAGCUUCUCAUGAUAUUACCACUCUUCUGGAUGCGCCACCUGCCCCAGGAAGUCUCUUGAGGUUCUUGGAAGCUGUUCUGAAGAUAACCAAUCGGCUUUACAAAAGAGUGAAACGUCUUCCAAAGCGUAUUCCUCUUCAAAUCUUGAGUGAGUUCUUGACGAACUUGAAUCACAAAGUUGCUUGUGUUGAAAUGCCAUCAGAUAUGCUGAACGUCUUGAAGAAUGGACAAUACGUCUCUAUGAUUUCGCGAAUUGAUCCGUACAUCGAACUCGAUUUUCAUGCAGGCGAAGUUGUUCGAAAGAUGUCCAUUCGAGCACAGACCGGAAAAAUCUGUCAUUACUACAUCCGACGUUCUGUUUGUAAAGACCAUAAGAUCAAUCGUUGCCAACAGUACCUCAACAGUCUCAAUGCUCUUCUUGCCAAAGAGAGAGAGACUAGCCGUCGCCAUCUAUCCGUAUAUUGUCCUACCCAGUUGAGAGUAGGAAAGCAUUGCUCAUUGAUCGAAACUGCUGGUGUUGUUGCCAACACAGCCGAGGCUCCUACCACUACAUCUCCCAUACUCCAUCCAAUGGAGAUUUUAUCAGAAACUCUCGUGCCUUUAGGUAUGAGGCCUGAUGAUGUAAUAGCCAUGUUCUAUGACCGAUUGUCAUCGAUGUCCGAAUGUGGCAUACCAACUGUAGAUAUGCGAGCACGCGCAUUCAGCGAUUUAACUGUUGAUGAAUUCAUCUCUUCAGCCAUUUUAGUGCGACACUUCUUAAUUUCCUAUCCAGACCCCACGCACUACUACAUGGCGAAGAAACAAAUUGUACAUAACAUGGCCAUACUGUUUAUUGUUGAAUGGCUAGCUAAGUUGAGUCCAGUUGCCUUGCAAGAUAUUUGGAUUAACAAGUACACCGGCCAGUUCUGCAAUCCUGAUUACACUUUCGAUAUUGAUAUGAAAGAUGAAGACCGUCAUGUUCCGUUCCGACUCAGUCCCAACUUCAACAUUCUCUUUGGACUAUCUGUCGGAGGAGAUCUGACUUGGUCUGCCAAAGCUGUAGUUAAGUGCCUGCAAUUCCGUCGUCCAGAACUAAUGCUACGUCCAAUGCUGCUAGACCAUAUCUCUGAAACUCGUGGAGGAGACAAGAUGGAAGUAUGGAAUUUAACAAACGACUUCGUUAACAAAUUCCUCGGAGAAAUAAAGAAUAUUUCGUCGGUUCACAGUGCGGCCACGAUGCGAGAUGUACCAGGAUUGCUGAUCUGGGCUGGAAGACCGGAAAAUCUUUGUAACGUUAACCCAGCACUUCACCCAUGGUUCUAA
Molecule: messenger RNA, 11823 nt
Organism: Auanema sp. JU1783
Lineage: Eukaryota; Metazoa; Nematoda; Chromadorea; Rhabditida; Rhabditidae
Source: the annotation of a GenBank genome assembly